Molecule: messenger RNA, 675 nt
Organism: Chara braunii
Lineage: Eukaryota; Viridiplantae; Streptophyta; Charophyceae; Charales; Characeae
Source: the annotation of a GenBank genome assembly
ACGAUGACGAGGAUGGUGAUGGCAACGAUAGGGGAGGGCGAUGGAGACCGCAAGGAUGACAAUGGAGACGAUAGGGGAGGGAGAUGGCGGCGAUGGAAAUCCCGAUGAUGAGGGCGGCGAUGGAAAUCCCGAUGAUGAGGGCGGCGAUGGAAAUGCCGAUGAUGAGGGAGACGACGGGUGAGGGAGAAGGCGGCGAUGGCGAUGGCGAUGGCGAUGGCGAUGGCGAUGGCGAUGGCAACGAUGGAGACGGUAAUGGCGGCGAUGGAAAUCCCGAUGAUGAGGACGAUAUUGAGGAAGAGGGGGAGGAGAUGAAGUGGGGGAGGGGAGGCAGAACAAUGGUGAUGGCACCGAUGGCUAUGGCAGACAACAAGAAGGAGAUGCAGUGCGAGAGGGGAUGGAUAACGAUGAGGAAGGUACACUGAAGACUACCUGCUACAGAUUACUGACGAUAAUCAUGAUGAGGAAGAUGUUGAUGAGGAGGAGGAGGAGGCGGAGGUAGGAGGAAGGAGGAGGGAGGAGGACAAGUGGAGAGAAGAUUAUAAUCUGACAAGAAGGGGGGGAGGAUGAUGAUAAUGACGAUGACGUCCGCAUGCAGAUAGACAAAGCGAGAGUAUUAUGGUUUUCGCCUUUGCGAGCGCUCGUCGAUGGGGCCCAUUCCCCAGAGCCCACCCGGUC